AUGAAUACUCUCAUUUGUUCACAAAAAACACCCCUCUAUCUAGCAAAAUCUUCACCAAUAUGGAACCCAGUGGCUCCUGCUAUCCUCCCAACAAACAUACAGAAAAACCUAAACAAUUCGUCCACAACAUGGAAGCUACAAGCCAAUGCCAAAGGCUUUGCAAGCAGACCAACUUCCCUAAAAGAAAGUAGAAUAAAAAAGACUACUACUUCCGACGAGAACAACGGUAGCAACAGUGAAGAAGAUCAACUUCCAGAGGAGGUGUCUAAUAGGAUUAUAGUGAGAGUCUUGGUGUCUGUUGGGGCGCCUAUGGCACUUGGCUUUGCAUCAAUGUCUGUGAUAGGUUUGGUCAUGGAGCAACAUGUGUGGAAUGUGCCCAAAUGGUUCAUGUUUUUGACACUUUUCCUUACCUUUGGGGCUUCUGUUUGCGGGAUUGCUUAUGGAGCUUUAUCUACAAGUAUGGAUCCAAACCAAAAGGGUUCGUUUUUUGGGUUUGAACAAGUCCAGAAGAAUUGGGUUGAGAUGUGGAAAGAAGAAGAUGCAGGCAAGAAAUCGUGGGACUGA
Dovyalis caffra is the source of this 564-nucleotide messenger RNA. The record is from the annotation of a GenBank genome assembly. NCBI's taxonomy places the organism in Eukaryota, Viridiplantae, Streptophyta, Magnoliopsida, Malpighiales, Salicaceae.